This is a messenger RNA of Gryllus bimaculatus (two-spotted cricket), 632 nucleotides long. The record is from the annotation of a GenBank genome assembly. Lineage: Eukaryota; Metazoa; Arthropoda; Insecta; Orthoptera; Gryllidae.
AGUUGUCUAUACUUUUCAACUGCAAAUAAAAUAGUUCGUUUCGUAAACGAAGUGUUUUGGGGAAAUCAGAUCCAUAGAAAUUUUCCAAGUUUUCAAGUGCCCUGGAAGGAAAUCAUGUAUAGAAUUCUUCAAAUUUUGUGCUGUCGGCAAGGCAAACAAACUGAAUUUUUUUCACAAUUGCGAAAUCUCUCAUCGAUCUUUUUUUAGUGGUAAAAAUGUAUCGUGUUGAUUCAUGCCAGGCGUCAGAGAGUGAAACUAUCAUUCUCAACUUCGUGCCUCUGUUCUGGCGAACCUCCAUAUGGCUCCAUAUGUCUUCCGUUCUCAGCGCUGUUUCAACGGCAAUCUACAGGCGUUCAGGAAUGGAAGAACCAGAGAGCGUGUUAGAGAACUUCAAUUUCACUUCAUUCCAAAGACUUCAAUUUUAUUUCAUAAUAAAACAGCAUAAUUUUUCUGAUUUUGCAUUAUCUUGUACAAAUGUUACAUUCAAGAAAUAUUUAGAGUUUAGUGGCUGUAAUCAUAAAUGCAGCCUUAUUGUGACUCUUUUAACAUUUUUUGUAAUGCCUUCUUCCAAAAAAUAUUAUAUAAAUACGUACUUUGUAUGAUUUGAAUAUCAUUCUGUUACCCUUAAUGUU